AUGGGACAACAAUCUUCUCGUCUGCUGGAACUAAGCUCAACGAAGUUUACUUCGACAGGAUUGCACCACUCUGUCUGUACCAUGAUGACAAGAAAGGACAUCGUUGCUGUGCUGUGGCUCUUUAUGCUGGUUUGUCCCAUUGGAGCAAAUUUCUUGUGUAAACCGGAACAAAUAAUUUGGACCAACGCCGCUGGAAAGGCAGGAUAUCAAUGCUUGGACUGCCCCUCCUGUCCGGCUGGAUCAGAGCCUUCGGUACCAUGUGGAACCAAAAUUGAAAAUUGGACCGAUAUUCACUGUGUUCCAUGUCAUCUUGGCAAAACAUACUCUGACAAAUACGACAAGGCUCAUUGCAAGCCCUGCACGGUAUGCUCGACAGGGAAAGCAAUAUUGAAGAACUGCACCCUUCAGUCAAACAGCAAGUGUAGCAGGUGCAAAGAAGGAUAUUACUAUAAACCUUUGUCGUUUUCAUGUGACCCUUGUUCAGAGUGUUGUGGAGAUGAAAAAGACUUAGUUGAAAGCGAAUGCAGUAGUUACAAACACAAGUGCAAAGUUCGGUCCACACCGUGCAACAAACAAAUCAGGUCCACCAAAUCAACGCUCAGACUGACAAAACCCACGCCUCCUCCAAGCAUUGUGUCAACACAUCAACCAACAAGUUCAAUUGUCCUGAAAGAAACUAAGUCGUCAAUAAUGUCAACUCAGGUGGUUGAUAACGACGCGCCGACAGACAUAGGAAAGAUCGGAAUAAUUCUGCUUGCAGUUGCAGUCGUAGUUUCUUUUGGAAUUUUCGUCGCGAUCGUUAUUACGAAAUGCGGCAGACCAAGAAAUACACUGAAGCCUUCCGGGGAGCAGGAAUCGACGAGUAUUGAAAAAAUUUCUCCCAAAAUCAAGGCAGCUUCACAAUCCAAUGAAUCCAUAUCACCUUCUCUGCAUUCCGUUUUUAUUCAAUCAAGUGGAUCAAUGACACUUCUUCACAACUGGUGUGAGUCGUCCGAUGGAAGUGGGCUUCCAAUACCACAAUCUCAAGAUUCAGCAUCGUUACCGCCUUCACGGUCCGACGCGCCUGCACAUGUUGAAUACGCAGUUAGCCCAGAGGAUGUGACCCUCGAAAAGCUGGAAGAAAAUCACCAUGACGUGUUCGACUUGAUGUGUGAUGAGCUUGAAACCAUGCAAAGAGGCCGAUGGAACUUUGAAAGACUAGCUUUCCGGUACAACAUUCCAUCCACAAUCGUGAGAUCUUUGAAAAAUGCGUUCCAACGUAACGGUAGUCCCUCUCAUGAAUUAAUGGACCAUUUGAAGGCGACACACCCCGAUUUACCUCUUUAUCAUGUUAUCGAUAACCUGGAGAAGAUUGGAAGGAAUGAUAUCGCACAGGGAUUGAGGCCGUACCUGAAAAAAACGAUGACAUUUCAUUAGCUUAAAGACUUUCGCAAAGAUUGUUAACUCGUGCUCUGUGCAUGUGAGUAUACGAAAACAUUUUUAGACAGGAAUGAUUGAGAAUGAUUUUUUGAUGCAGCCCUUUUGAUAUGUAAAUUGGCAAAACUAAACACUCUAGGACACCAUAACAAAUGACGUUCCAUAGUAGAAAAGCGUGACAGUUCACCCGUUCUGUGUAUAUUUUUUACUAAAAUGUUAUUUAGGUUG
Molecule: messenger RNA, 1644 nt
Organism: Pocillopora verrucosa
Lineage: Eukaryota; Metazoa; Cnidaria; Anthozoa; Scleractinia; Pocilloporidae
Biological process (GO): Rho protein signal transduction
Cellular component (GO): plasma membrane; cell surface
Molecular function (GO): coreceptor activity; nerve growth factor binding; death receptor activity
Source: RefSeq, a predicted model, not a curated record